UAGUUGGUCUUUCAGGUGCUACUGAAGGAAUUUUUAAAAAAUGUUUUCUAUUAGCUUGGAAAAUGGAAGAACUGUGUGUUACAGUACUUAGCUAGAAGUCAUUGCAUUUUAAACAUCAGUUUUUGUGUGAUUUCUGUCCAUUUAUUGAUCAUUUAUUGAUUAAUCAGCUUUGAAGCAUCAACUGAUUAAAACAAGCACUUUCUACUAUUCUAGUCUAUAGGUAGAAUCUACAAAACCGAAUCUGUCUGGUUCUACCUGAUAUAGUUUCAGCUUUUUCCAUAAUAUAGCACUUAUUCCAGAGCUGUAAAACAGCUCCUGGGCUGCUCAGAUAUUCUGGGUCAAGGCAGUAAAGACCAUUCAGACAAAUUUCAUGGCUUCCAACCCUGGUGCUUUUAGCUUAUACCCACUAGGCUUGGGAUUUCUGUGCCAUGUCCCUAACUGGCAAAGAUAUAAAAAACGUCCAGUAGUCCUACAGCAAAGCUUGCUUUCACUUGUUUAGGAAGAAACUGGUAGGAUAUCCUGUAGAAGACUGGAAAUAGGAAACUUGUCUCUUUAAAUUCAGUUGAAUUGCAGCAGUUGGGGUUUGCUGCUUGUCUAGAAAGGUGCAUAUCAAGGACCUGGAUCCUGUGAUCAACAUCUGAGGACUUUAUUUGUGUGCCCCUUCCACAAGAGGUGCAGAGAGUGGCAACACAAGAACAGACCUUUUUAUGGAAUGCUCACCCCAAGGAGGCUCGCCUGGCGCCUUCAUUACAUCUCUUUAGGCACCAGGUGAAAUGUUUCUCUAUAGCUAGGCCUUGGGUUGAUUAACAUGCAAUGCAAUGGGUGGCCUUUUAAAUGUGUUUGUGAAAGGGGGUGGUUAUUGGUAUUUUUUGUUACAUAUUUUGUGUUCUCGUUUGUAUUUUUAUGUUGUGAACCACCCUGUGAUCUUUGAAUGAAGGGUGGUAUACAAAUUCAAUAAAUAAAUAUACUGAAUGUAUGUUUGGGCAGCUCUGAAGCACAAGGGCAGCACAUUUAUCAAGGAAAGGGUGUGAUUAUGCUUAGCAGGGCUUGGGUAAACUGUCCUGGGUCUUUCCCCUUUGAUGCCAAAGUCACUUGCAGUUUCACUGGAUCAUAUUUCCUCUGCAUUCAGUUUAACUGACCGCAGGCUCCAGCAUCUCCAAUCCUGCUGUGGCUCAGGAAUGUUGUAUUCUUUCCAAUCCCCUUGCCCUUUUGACUGGAUGGCCCUAGUAACUAAGAUAUUGUGGCACUGAGUUAGGUUGCGUGCAUAGCAAGCGAGCUAAAGAAGGCAAACAAUUUGGAUGUCAUAGCAGUACUCUUGCCCUUUGCCGCUUCUCAUAAAAGAGCAGAAGGAAGCACAGCCAAGUCCCUCUUCAUCUUUCUUUACAAUUUGUUCCUUUCACAGGUAGAGUAAACCUUGUUAAAAAGGCUGCAGAAGAUGCCCCUAUACUUUAGAAUAUUUCCUGGAUUUUACACAGGGUGAUGUCUCCUUAUGCCAAGCACAGCAUAAUGUGAUAGAGCCCUACAUCAUCUUUUCCAAGUCAGUUGUACUGUAAUGAUAAAAAAUGAGUUAAAAGCCUGGCCCACAAUGAUAUACACUGUGCAGUUUAGAAUCGUUACAUAAUGUGACUUUUAAAACUGCAUUUUGAAGACUAAUCUGCUGUGGGUCUACUGAAAGCUAAUGUUUUGUGAUGCACUAAUUCUGGGUAACAAAAUAAAUUAAGUUGUUUGUGUGCAGCUAACUUGGGAUAGUAUUCCUCACCUGUUGUCAGGAGUCAAUGAUUACAGUUACCCCUGUUGUCAUGGCACCCAUAAAUUUAAUGCUUCUGAACAGCCUGCACCAAUAAGCCACUGUAAUAUUUUGCUCCUUAAACAAAAAGUACAGUAUCUUUCUCCUAUUCAGCCACUGCUGAUGAAUUGCUAAACCUGCCUUGCUAAACCUGCUAUGCCUUCCCCAAGCCUCUGGCUGAACUGGAGGUAGCUGCUCCAUCUUAAAGUCAUUUUCCUUGUGUGCUCUGGUUCUGUAGCUGGAUCAGGCUAAAGGCCCAUCCUGAUCUCACAAUGGCCAACUACAUGCCUGUGAGAAGCCCCAACUCUCUUCGCACUUGUCAUUCCAAGCAAGUGGUAUUCGGAGGUGCAGUGCCUCCAACAUUUGAGGCAGAACAUAGCCCUCAUGGUUCGUAGCCACUGAUAGCUAUUAUUGCUCCAUGAAUUUGUCUAAUCCUCUUUUAAAGGAGGUGGCCUUCUCUACAUCUUGAUUCCACAGCACCUGCUUGUUUCUUUUAACUGCACAUUCCUUAGUUCCAAUGAAAAGCUGCCUUGAUGUUGUUGAAUUUAAAUUUCUAAAUAGAACAAGUGUUUAAUUUCUAAAUCGAACAAGUGUGGAUAAUGCUGGAGGGUAGAAGCCUUUCAAUCUUUCCUGUAAGCACCCCUUUCAUUCUGGACUCUGAGUGUGAGGAAUAUAUUUGGCUCAGUGGAAAGAGCAAAGCACUCUGCCUUUGCUCAGAUGCACCUUUUGCCAUUCAUGCUGGCUUAUAGAAAUUAUUGUUGGCUACUCAGCCCAACUGCAUUUUACUGCUCUUAGGUAAAUACGGUAGUGCUAACAGAGAUGAGGGUGAUUAUAACUGAGCUCUUAUCUAUUACACUAACAUUCACUUGUUUUAUAACUGUUCUGCAUCUUUGUAAAUGGGUUUUUUUUUCAAGAAAGUACUCCCAGUUUCAUAUGCAGCUCUCUUUGCUUUUCAACAUUCAUUCCACUUUGUGCAACAUCAUUUGGUUGUCUUGGACACCAAGUAAAACUAUAUUAUAGAAAAGAAAUAGAAAUGGAAUAAGGAAGAUAAUUCUGACGGAUCAAAUUGUUUCCUGUUAUAACAAUGUAUUGAAUUUUGAAUGUAUUAUGUUCUCUGCAUUUUAUAACUUUGUAACUUAUUGUCUUUAACAAAUACUAUUGGUGGUUUAACUGGAUAUUUCCUUAUUUUCAUAACAUAGUAUUCUUCCAAUAACUAGGAGAGACUUUCAAAGUUGUAAAUAUUCUCUGUGGAAAAACAAUUUCCCUCUUAUUGGCACAUUUGAUUUUUUUAAAAAAGUCUGCAAUUUGGCAUAUGUAUUUUUACUAUUGGUCAAUAAAGUUUUCUAUACUGUAAAAAGUCACAAACUGUGUUGUGUUUGAAAACAGCUUGGAGCAGGGCCAGCCCUACCAUUAGGUGGAAUCAAGUGGGCACCUUGGGCUCCAGGUGCUGGGGGUGAACGUGAUGUCCUCAAGUGUGGUGCACAACACCAUCUUGAUGCAGUGCGGAAGUAACGUUCAACUACUAGUCCGGUCAGCUUCUGCAUCUUGUCUUCUGCCUCAGGCAACCCAAAACAUGAGCAUUAACCAAAUUUCUAAAAGCUAAGUGGCUGAAGAUGGGAGAUCCGUUUUUCCUAAUGUUAAGGCUUCAACUGUGGCCAUCUGUAUGCUUCUGAAAAGUUCACAAAUAGAUUAUUGUGGAGAAAGCUCUCACACUAUUUCAGCUUAUGUUAUGAUAUACUGCCUCUGAAUGGGAAGAUCCAGAUUUUGCUACCAUCACUAGUAGCCAUUGAUAGACCUAGGCACCAUUUUGUGGCAAGCAUGAGUACCAACUUCAAUAAAAUUUUGGGACGCAGGUAAGCUCUGCCCCACAUUCUCGAUCACAAGACACAGUGCAUGAGCACCAUUUGAAUGGUAAUGCCUAUAAACUUUUUUUGGGGGGGCAGCCUUCUCAAUUAUUUUAUUGGGGGGCAAAGGAGUUGGCUCAUAUGGUAGCAAGAGUUCCAUGUGUUAUUUAUACUCCAUGUCGAUGAACAUUCAUUCUUGUUUUGCCAAUCAGUUUCAUUUGAUGACUUUCUGUUCAUGCACUCCAUCUCUAAUCUUAUAAACUUGUAUCAUACAGUAUUUGCCUUCCUUAUACUCUUUUUUCUGUUUUUGUUUUUAAAAUACCUUUAUUUCAAAUUUCCUUAUACUCUUUUUGAGGGGAAUAAAAUUUAAAGCCCUGCUUUUAUACCACUUUCUGCAGAGGACAUAUUCCACUUCAACCCUGAUAAAUUUUAAUUCACAUUCCUACACUGCUUUGAGAACUCUGUGCAGUCACACAGGUUCUGCAAGCUCAGAACCUGUAUGACUGCACAUACGUAAAGCAACAUGCUUUGGCAAGCAGCCUGCCCCCCAGGGCAUGACUCCCACCUUCCCAGUCAUAAUACAUUUCAUUGCUACCCCAGCAAUUUUAAUUUCCAUUUUCUGCACUAUUCCCCAUGUGGCAUAAUCAGAACUUGACAAAGUACCCCAAAUGAACAUUUGUAUACCGAUAAAACUGCAUUAGGAUUCUUAGCACUCAAAGUGCACUGAACUUCAAAAUAUUGAAUUUGCUUUAUUGUUGUAAGAUGCUGUAUUCAACAUUAUAUAUUUCCAUAAUGAUAGUGCUAUGCAAAGUUUAAACCACCAAAAUACCACCAGUAAACCAUGGGUUGUAUCCCACUGCAUCAGUGGGUUCAGGGAAUGACUUGUGCGAAUGCAAUUGAAUUUCUAUUACCUCCCCUACCCACUGCCCCCAAAUCUGCUCUGGGUUUCCCCUCAACCUCUUCCCUCCCCGAGCAGAUUUGUGGGCAUUGUGGCAGAGUGAGGGGGAAGAAGGAAGGGAGGUUUGGUCGCUCUCACAGAAGUUCUUCUGUGCACAUUGUGAUUUUGUUGGCUACAGCCCCAUGUUUGUUGGUAUUUCAAGCCUGUGUAAGCAUCUUCUGGUAAGAGAAAUAAUUAUAAUGUUUCUUCUUUGCAGCACCUCUUUAAAACAUAACCGUAGCCACCUCCAAAGAGCAGGAGGCAGCAGAGGAUGUUGGUUGUGCUUCUGUUUGAAAUGUUGUGACCUGUUUCAAAGCAAAGUGCAGGGCCCCCCCCUUUCCCCCUCCACCCAGACUCUUUCAGCCGACGGCAUGAAGUUUCAUCCAGACUUUCCUUCCAAUUCAGCUGCUUCAGCAGAAUGAGAGAGUUGUGCUGAUUUUGACUUUUGUACAGUGGAAGCCAUCUUAACAUCUCAACACCUACUUUGCCUCUGUCUUCACCCAGAAGGAAAGCAGUGCCCAACCUGGUGAUUACAGAAUAAACAAUGGCAGGAGGGAGCUGCAGCCCAAUGUCUACCCUACACAACGUCCAUAUCAGGGAUUUCGUUUGCAACAACUUGUAACACUGCAUCAUCACUCUGUGCAGCCACCAACAAAAACGAGCAACCGCAAGGCAAUGCAUUGCAUGUGUGUAUAACAAUAGAGAAAUCAAAACAUUCCACACCCCCUUUGUAAUGGUUAUCUGUUGGUAAUGCAAAGGGGGAUAUCAGCAGGCAACUUUCUCCUUCGUGCUAACGGAAAGGAAGCCUGCGUGGGCCGUGCUCCUCUCGUGCAUCCCGCAAAGCCAAGAGCGUUGCGUCUGGAAAUGCAAGACCUCUCUCUCUACGCAGGUCUAUACCGUAUAUGUGGCGUAUUCCAGACAAAGAAGCGGCGGCGUUUUCCUAGCCUGGCUUUCAUCCAGGCAGACGGCUCUGGGGCGAGGAGGGCCCGGCGGCGGGGCAGUCGAGCCGGGCGCCCCCCAGCGGCCAUUCUCUGCCAAAGCCCGGAAAGUGGCGGCACUGUCGAGGGGCGCAGAAGUUGGCUUCGCCUCUCAACUGUGCGCCGCGCUACCUCCACCCCACCGCCCCUUUUCCUGCCGCCUCCGUCCGAAUGUGACUGGGUGGGGUGAGACCCCCUGCCUUCUCCGCCCACCCCUCUCCCUCCGCUUUGCCGGGCGGACGCUGGCUGCUGCUGUGGGCUGCGCAUUCCUGGCCGCCGCCCCCCGGGAGGGAGCCGCGGCACUGAAAGGCUCGCUUAUGCGCGGCGCAGACACUGGCCAAUUCAUCCGCGUCUCGCCUCUGCUCCUGCUCGCUCCGCCAGCGCCAUGAAGCUCCUGCCGUCCUGUCCACCUUCGCGGGCCGCCGCCGCGGUGCUGCUGCUGCUGCUGGGGUUGGGGCUGCUGUCGGCGAGCCCCCCGGCCGGCCUGGCCGAGACCCCCAAAGGCAAGCAGAAGGCGCUUCGCCAGAGGGAGGUGGUGGACGUGUAUAAUGGGAUGUGUUUGCAAGGACCUAAUGGUGUUCCUGGAAGAGACGGAAACCCUGGUGUCAAUGGAAUUCCUGGAACACCUGGGAUCCCGGGUCGAGAUGGACUAAAAGGAGAAAAAGGAGAAUGCAUGAGAGAAAGAUUUGAGGAGUCUUGGACACCCAACUACAAACAAUGUUCAUGGAGUGCUCUGAACUAUGGCAUAGACCUUGGAAAAAUUGCAGAGUGCACAUUCACAAAGAUGCGCAGCAACAGUGCUUUAAGAGUCCUCUUCAGUGGAUCACUUAGACUCAAAUGCAGAAACGCCUGUUGCCAGAGAUGGUAUUUUACAUUUAAUGGAGCUGAAUGCUCUGGGCCACUUCCCAUUGAAGCUAUAAUUUAUUUAGAUCAAGGAAGUCCGGAAUUAAAUUCCACCAUUAACAUACACCGCACUUCUUCAGUGGAAGGGCUAUGUGAAGGGAUCAGCGCUGGCCUGGUGGAUAUUGCUGUUUGGGUUGGUACUUGCUCUGAUUACCCACCUGGAGAUGCUUCCACUGGAUGGAACUCAGUCUCUCGCAUCAUUAUAGAAGAACUGCCAAAAUAGAGCUCUGUCAAAGCUUCUCACCUCCCUUUCACCACUUAUAUUUCAUACCUUACACACUAACUCCAUGCUUUAAAUCUAUAGUUUUCUGUGUAUCAAAGUACUUGACUAUAACGCACAAGCUUGUUCUACAGAAAAUAUCUGUAAACAAUUGAUUUCUUUUUUUUAAAGUAUAGUUUAUGGGUUUCUACACUUUCUGGAUUUAUUUACUAUCUUUGUACAAUUUCUAGACAAUUCUUACAUUUGUUAAUAAAGAUAAUCUUUUAGAAAUAGCCAAAUGAAAGGAAUUUUAAUUUUUGUUAUCAAACAGAAUUUGCUCAAGCCUACACCUACUACCACAAAUCAGUACAGCUUUAAUUAAAAUCUCACUAACUUUGCAUAAGGGUCUAUACAUAACUAUACAUAAGGGUCUGGUGACUUCUGUUUCAGUGUAUCUGAAGUGUGCAUGCACAUGAAAGCUCAUACCUAUGACAAACUUAGUUGGUCUCUAAGGUGCCAUUGGAAGGAUUUUUUAUUUUUAUUUCAACUUUGCAUUGAAAGGGGUGUGGAUGAAAAACCAUUUGUUUGAUGGGGGGCGCACACACACAAUAUUUGAAUUAAUUUUUUAUUGAAUGCUAAUAUAGUUGAAUUCCCAUUGCUUUCUAGAAAAUAGCUACUUCAGGCUUAGGGGCUCUGAUGAGCAUGUGCACACCUUCCUAUUUCAAGGCAGGGCAAGGCCACAAGUUCAUUCCUUUCUGUAUGCAAAACUUCCACCUGCAGCGCAGUGAAUGGCAAUGAUUACUCACAUAGGAGUUCAGCCCGUGCAAGCUGGAAAAAUGCAUGGGACUGUUGCUCUAAGUGAAAUGGAAGGUCAAGCUGAGUUAUCAGCACCAAUAAAUCUCACAAACACAUGCCACCAUCUCAAAGAACUAGCUUUAAUAUCAAAAGCACUGCAGGUGAGUUCAGGUGAGACUUUGCAAGUACAGCAUCUUCAUAGAUGGUUUCUAUGAGACAUGCUCAGGAAGCAAUGUGGAAUAUGCAUGCAAGAUAGUUACAUACUAUCCUCGGCACAGUUCAUUUGCCAAGUAUUCUUAGACAUUGAAAAUGGGUUUUCUGGACACAUUUUUAAUCAACCCAUGUCUAAAUUGUUGGGGGUUCAAGUACACUACGUACAACUUGUAUUAAAUAAUUAAACUAAAGAACCUACGAUUACAAGGAAAUUCAUACACAAGGCUUUCAGAAUUUCUCUUGCCCUUUUGUUCCAACUUAAAUAUUAAAUAAAACUACAAAAAUAAGCGGAAUAUAUACCAUGUAGCAUUUUCCUCAUAUGUAGGGGCCUCUCUGCCAUUUGGGGAUACUUUCAUAAUUUUUUUAUAUAACUUUCCAUAGUUAAAACCACACUGUACUGUAUGUCCCCACUUUUCAGACAAGCAUGGUCUCCUCAUGAGACUCACAUCAAUUUAAAAAAUGAGAGGCCCAGACAUGAGUUUUACAAAUUAAAAAGGCAAUAUGCAAAAUGAAGGUAAGUAGGAGAAUAUCGAGUAUUAGUUAUUCAGGGUGAUAACGGAACAGUAAAGCAACAGGUGGCAUGUAUAUCCAGCUGAGGCCAGGCCAAUCUUCCAUUACUGAUGCUUUUGCUUGAUUAGGUAUACUGGUGGCUUAUGUUCCUUAGGCCAAUGAUUGGGGCCACAGCACCCUUUCCCAUUGCUUCUGUACUCUCAAGGCAACCAGCAGCUGGAGCACAGUGCUUACCAGCCACUGCAAGGAGGCCAAAGCAAGCUGGCUGCCCCCACUUCCAGGCUAGCUUUCCCCAUACCACCCGAGGAAGAAGCAGGGCCACUAGUCAAAGCCAGUCAUGUACUUAUACAAAGCCCAUCUGGAUAAAAAACCAAUAAUUUCUAUCCAAGGACCAUUUUAACUAUUUCUAAUUCGCCAAAGAUUUAAACUGGAUAUGGGCAAGAGUGCUUUAAACACUGGCUCUAUCUCAUCCAAAUAAUUUAUAGGCUGGAAUCCAUGGGGCUUGUGCUAGCAACUUUAAACACUUUUGAAAUUGUGUUCAAUUUCAAAGACAGUUUGCCUGUGACAUGGGAUGGUGGUGGUGUUCCAGAAAGCUGCAUCUAAAAAACCAAUUGGGUUUUCAUUUUUGUUUUAUUCUGCUCAUAAACUAGUUACAUUAUAAUUACUUACAGAGUUCUGAAUAAUGACAACCACCUGUUUUCAAAUGACCCUUUUCAAAUGACCCUUUGAUCUACACAUUCAUUUUAUUUAGGUUUCCCCUUCUAUUUGAACGCUAAAAAUUCAGUUUCUCUUAGUAAUGGCAUGCAGAACUCUACGAUCAAUGGGUGAUAACCAGUGUCAGUCAUACUCAAAGUUGAUCCAUUAGAAUAGUUAAAAGCACAUUGAUUUUAAGGAGUCUACUUAGAUAAUGUCAUUAGAUGACCGCCAGCUAAUGCAAACUAUACUAAGCACUAUGACCAUAAACAAAUGUUGACUCAAUCAUGCUUGACCUUUAUUUCUAUGAGUUUUAAGCUUGCAGCCCUAUGCACACUUUCCUGGAACGAAAAGUCUCAUAAAAAUGCAUAUACAAACACACAAAGGUUUAAUGGGGAUGUCAGGCUUUUGGAAGCCCCAAGAAACCCUUGGAAGGUCCCUUAAAACUUUUGGAAAAAAUAUAUAAAAUAAGAAUAAUAUUUGAGAAAACUGGGUAUUGAAACUUCCUUAAUCUAAAUCAUAUAUCCCAGUUUACAGCGGCCCUUUAAAGUACGCUUCAUGCAGAGUAUACGCAGUCAGAAGUCGACCUGGCUAAGAAAACACCACCAAGAGCGUGGGGUAUUAUUUCCCUUAUAUGAAACCCCUUACUAGCUGUACACUUGUGUCGUGUGACAAGACCUGCAUUUCUGUCUUUGGUUCCUGUGGAGCAUUGUGGGAGCGUGCGGGGCCUGAUGGGACGCUGGCCCUGGCUGGGAGCCUCGGCUCUUGAACUUAGGAAGGGAGGGUUUCUGCAAUCCUUCCUGCCCUUUUGAUGUAGUGGGAAGACUCUCACUCUGUGAGUUGUAAAUUCUGGCAUUCCUGUGAUAAGCAAUUUAGGGAGGAUAGCCUCUCUGAGAAGCCUGAGAGUCAGGAAGUUAAUUGCGCUCUGGUGUGAGUAAUGAGUCAACAAGAGGCACCUGUUUAAUAUCACUAAUUGAUGACUGAAGUCAAAGAUUGUCAAUCUGUUGAUUGGUCUGUUUGAAUAAGAAUCAAUGAUGAUUGGGUAUCUAUCUGUAAUCCCCACGUGGGACUAAGGUGUGCCUCAGGGAUAUAAACCCCCACUGAGAGAGUGGUCUUUGUUCAACAACAUGGGCGGGAAAUCUUUGUCUAUGCUGUUUGUUCCACCAGUCAGCUGAUUGCCGGAAGGCUGUAAGUUGCGUCUGCCUAAGGGAGAGACGUAGCUUUGAUUCAAGCUCUCUAAGUCAGUUUGUUUCUUGUUUUAACUUUGUAAUUCCUUUUAUGAGAACUGCUUUUACUUUGUUAUAUUUUGUAACACUUUGUUAAACCUGUUUGCUUAACUAUUCUUAUUAAUAAAUAGUAAAAAGGAUUUCUGUUAAGUUUGUUCUUUCCUGAGCCACAGUACUAAAUCUGGUUCCUACGCUGCUUGGUUACCUACCAGACCUGUGUUUAAGUAAUAAGUUGCAAGUUGCUGGUGGCAGCUACCGUUAGUUUUGAUUCCGCAGUUAGCCCACCCGGUCAUAGCUUAGUCGUCCUAAGACAGGGGUGCCGGUCCAACUCUGGAGGGAGGCGGGCGGCACCGGGUGGAGGACAGACGAAAGGUGACUGGGGGGCUAACAUGACAACUUGUAAAAGUAUAAAGAAAAUACAAAUGGUUGGGUUUCUUUAACUGAAAAACAAACUGACUCUAAAGAGACUUUAA
Molecule: messenger RNA, 10556 nt
Organism: Zootoca vivipara (common lizard)
Lineage: Eukaryota; Metazoa; Chordata; Lepidosauria; Squamata; Lacertidae
Source: RefSeq, a predicted model, not a curated record